Molecule: messenger RNA, 2169 nt
Organism: Oldenlandia corymbosa var. corymbosa
Lineage: Eukaryota; Viridiplantae; Streptophyta; Magnoliopsida; Gentianales; Rubiaceae
Source: the annotation of a GenBank genome assembly
AGUAAUCAAACGCACACAGUAGCUUUGUUCCGAUUCGCGUUCUGAGCUAAUAAAAAAAGUCCCCAUUUAAAAUCACAAGACUAGAGGUCUGGAACUUUCAUUCACCCAGUAGCUGUAUAUGCUAAGAUACAUAUCUAAACUCAAGAAUCAUCACUUGCCAUUAGCGUCCAUUUCCAAGCCAUCUGAUUUGUUGUUGAAGCAGAUUAGCUUCAAGACUGAACCUUUUCCAGAAAAUGAAACGAUUUCCAAUUCAGGGCUGGCCCAAUUCGGCCUCAACCCUUGUUCCAAUCCGAAUGACCGUGAGUUGGUCCGUUUGAUCCGUGAAAGUACCCGCAACGAUUGGUUCUCGAUAGGUCAACAGCUUCACUGCCGAGCUACAGCAUCAGGGCUAGAUUCUAAUGUGUUUGUUUCCACGGCUUUGAUCAAUUUCUACCUUAAGUUCGAGCUCAUAAAUGAGGCCCAUAACUUGUUCGAUGAAAUGCCUCAUCCGAAUUUAGUUUCUUGGAAUUCGUUGAUUUCUGGGUAUAUUCGUUCUGGGCAGUGUAGGAAAGCUCUGAAUCUGUUUAUCCAGCUGGAAACUUGUGAUGUUUCUGCAGAUUCUUACUCUUGUACAGCUGCUUUAUCGGCUUGUGGACAACUGAGCUUUUUGUUGUUGGGAAGAUCAAUUCAUUCCAAGAUCGUCAAACUUGGUGUCGCUAGUAGUGUUGUUGUUGGAAACUGCUUAACUGACAUGUAUGGCAAAUGUGGAGCUGUUGAAGAUUCUGUGCGGGUUUUUGAGGAGAUGAAUGAGAAGGAUGUUAUAUCUCUUAAUUCGGUUAUAGCGGCUAAUGCUAGAAAUGGGAGGCUUGAACAGGCAUUGAAUUUCUUGCAUCAAAUGAGUGGUCCUGAUACAAUAUCAUAUAAUGAGGUUAUUAGUGGCAUUGCACAAUUUGGUCAUAUUGAAGAUGCUAUUGACAUUCUAUUCAAGAUGCCCCAGCCAAAUUCAUCAUCAUGGAACUCUGUGAUAACCGGCUAUGUCAACCGUAAUAGGGCAAGGGAUGCUUUGGAAUUCUUUUGCAAAAUGCAGUUGGCUGGUGUUCGGAUGGAUCAGUUCACCUAUUCAAGUAUUUUGAGUGGAGUUGCAAGUUUGUCGGCUAUCAUUUGGGGGAUGGUAGUACACUGUUGUACCAUUAAGUGUGGUGUUGAUCAAUCUGUGGUUGUUGGAAGUGCCCUUAUUGACAUGUACUCAAAAUGUGGGAGAAUAACUGAAGCUGAGAUCUGUUUUCAUUCACUACAGAAUAAGAAUUUGAUCACCUGGAACGCAAUGCUUUCCGGUUAUGCUCAUAAUGGACAUUUCAUCAAGGUGAUUCAGUUGUUCGAACAGUUGAUAAAAGUGCAAGAUUUACAUCCAGAUGGGAUUACAUUUCUCAAUGUUUUGUCUGCCUGUUGGCACAGUAGGGUGCCUUUGGAGGCUGCAAAUCUAUACUUAAAGUCGAUGAUGAAUGACUAUAAGAUUGAUGCUACAGCAGAGCAUUGUUCUUGCAUGAUUAGGAUCAUGGGAGAGGAAGGAAAGUUAAACGGGGCAGAGAACAUGAUCAAUGAGUUGGGAUUUGAGUCGUGUUCUGCAGUUUGGAGAGCAUUGCUUUCAGCUUCUGUUGGUUGUGGAAAUGUGGAAGCCGCAGAAUUGGCAGCAGAAAAGGUAAUGAAACUGGAAGGUGAUAGUGAAUAUGUUUACGUGGUGAUGUCCAACCUUUACGCUGGUAACGAGAAGUGGAAAGAUGUUCGAAACAUUAGGGCAUUGAUGAAGGAGAGAAACGUAAGGAAAGAGGCAGGCCAUAGCUGGAUUGAACUUGAAAAUGCAUACUCAAAUUGAGCCACAUUUGGGACUUUCAGAAAAUAUAUUGACCUCUUCCUCGCGGGAUUGUAUACCAGGAAAAUGAAGUGUUACAGUAAAUCAAAAAAUGAAUUAAAAAAGGUCCUCUUAUACAUCAAAUACUCCCUCCGGUCUUUAUUAUAAGUCAUUUUAAUUUCAUUUUAGGUUUAACCUAAAAUAUUUUUGUAAUUGGAAAAAAAAAAUCUUAAAAAUAUACUCUUCUGUCCCAAAAUGAUAGUCCAGUUUGAAAAUAUACAACUUUUUUAAUUUGGUCAACACACCAAAUAUACAACUCAUUUUAUGCCCAUAAUUUCCAU